Messenger RNA from Falco peregrinus (peregrine falcon), 2603 nucleotides. RefSeq names its product interleukin 17 receptor E (gene IL17RE). Bases 1 to 2127 code for a protein of 708 amino acids. Lineage: Eukaryota; Metazoa; Chordata; Aves; Falconiformes; Falconidae. The transcript has 16 exons. Gene Ontology annotation, molecular function: interleukin-17 receptor activity. The record is from RefSeq and is a predicted model, not a curated record.
AUGCGGCGGGGCCGGCCCGGGGCGGGGCGGGGAGCGGCGGCGGCUCGGCCAUGGGGCGCCCGGUGCUGCUCGCCGCCGCCGCGCUGCUGCUGCCGUGGGUCGGGGCCGCCGUCACCCGCUUCCGGGUCUCCGCCAACUUCGAGUGCCGGGCCACCGGUGAGUAGCGGCGGGGCCGGGCGGCGAGCGCGGGGCUCCCGGGCUCUGCAGGCCGACAGCACGCUGAGCCGCCCCCGCUGCCGCCGCCCGGCCCGGCCCGGGCCCCCGCUGGAGCCACCCGCCCUGGCGCUGAGCGGGGCCCGCCUGUGCCUGCCCGCGCAGCCGUGCCGGCCCUGCCUGCGGGUGCGCCUGGCACUCCCCGCCGCAGAGCUCAGCGGUGUCCGUGGGCUGCAGCUCAACUUCCUGGAGCUGGGCUCCAACCGGGCGGGCUGGCUGCAGGUGUGGCGGCGGCACCGGGCACCGCGCAGCUCACCGUGGCAGGUGCAGUUCGACUGCUUCCCGGCGGAGAGUGGGCAGCAGGUCCUGGUGUCCCUGCGCACCAUCCCUGACCGAGGUUUGGCCCUCAGCCGUCGCUGUCUGGUCACUGCUGAGCUGCCCGGGCCCGUCUUCAACCAUGCCUGGGUCCCCGAGGCACGGGCCAUCGAGGUGUGGGUGCCCGAAGGCCCUGCCCUGAUGGUGCGGCUGUGCCACCAGCUGGCCCUGGAGUGCGAGGAGCUGCCCCGGCCCUUCCACCAGCAGGUGCUGGUGCUGGGGGGCAGCCGCGUCUCGCUGCCGUAUGAGUUCCUGGUGCCCUGCCUGUGUAUCGAGGCCUCUUACCCACACCACGACAGCCCACGCAGCAAGCGCUGCCCCUUCCGUGACCAGCCAGCCGCCUAUGGCCCCGAGCUGUGGUCCUCAGUGCGCUUCCACGACUACAGUGCCAGCAGCAAGGACCAGAUGGCGAUGGUGCUGAGCACCAGCUGCCCCCUACACCCGCGGGCCACCCUGUGCUGGAGAGAUGUGGCGGCUGAGACUGCGCCCUGCCAUGACAUCCCCAACUCCACAGCCAGUGAGGAGGAGCAGGCAUAUACACUGGACAAGGUGGAUGUACACCCCCAGCUCUGCUUCCGGUUCUCCUACAGGAACAGCAGCCAUGUAGAGUGUCCCCACCAGCCAGAGACCGCCUGGAACGUUUCAGUGAGCAUUUGGGGGCUGCAGUUGCGCCUGCACCUCACCUCCAGCAUCCCCACAGCCUUCAGCGCAGCCCUCUGCCAGCGCCGGAGUGGGCAGUGUGAGGCUGAGGCCCCACUCUACACCGUCACACAGUCGGAGGGCUCUGCCCCGGGGGAGCUGGCACUGCUGCUGCCAGUGCAGGUCCUGGGCAGCUGCGUGCUGGUGUGGCGCUCAGAUGUGCGCUUUGCUCGGAAGCAGCUGCUCUGUCCUGAUGUCUCCCGCAGGCACUUUGGGCUGCUGGGCCUGGCACUGGUGCUGGGGCUGGUGGUGACUGUGCUGCUUCUCAACUGCCGCGGCACCUGGAGGCCGGCUGAUGGUGGCCUGGGCGGGCGCCCCGUGCUGCUGCUGUACUCCCCGGACUCGGAGGAGCACCUGGGCCUGGUGUGCGCACUGGCCGAGCGCCUGCGUGCGGGGCUGGGCUGCGACGUGCACCUGGACCUGUGGGAAGCAGGUGGCUUGGGGCAGGCAGGCACCCUGCCAUGGCUCUACGCCCAGCGGGGCCGCGUGGGCCGCCAGCACGGCACUGUCCUCCUUCUCUGGAGCCGGGGCAGUGCCCGGCUUUUCCGCCGGUGGCGGGUCGGGGCAGCCGGUGGGACCGCUGGCGAUGCCCACGACAUCUUCGGGGCGGCCAUGGCCUGCCUGCACGGGGAGCUGGGGGUGGCGGGACAUGGUGGCGGGUGGGUGCUGGCCUACUUCAGCCAUCUCUGCAGCCCCCGCGAUGUCCCCAGGCCACUCCGACCCCUGCCCACCUACCGCCUGCCCCGGCAGCUGCCUGGGCUGCUGGGUGCCCUGCGGGGCAGCCCCCCGGUUCCCCGCCGCUGGGGCAGAGCAGGGGGGCUCCUGCACCGGCUGCUGGAGGAGGGGGCUGGGGAGGGCACCCCCCCAGCUCGACCCCCCGGGGUGGCAGCUGGCACCUGAGUGCCCAUGCUGGGGCUGAGCUGGGUGUUGCUGCGGGGCCAGUGGGGCUGGGCAUGGCCCCCCGGUGAGGGCGGGGGUCCUGUAGCGGAGGUGUAGGGCUUGGCCAGGUGCCAGCCGCGGUGGCAGGAGGGGUGCCCGGGGGUGCCGCACGGUGGGGCCCCAGCAGGGCUGGCCCCAGCCGUGGGAUGUGCUGCCGGGGCCGGGAGCGGACGUGCUGUCCCCGGGCCGGGGGCAGCUUUAUUUCCACACAGGAACCUCUUCCAGUGGAGAGCCGGGACCCCGGGAAGCCCCUUGGGAUGCCGCAGCCGGGCGAGGGGCCGGCUGGAAGGAGCUGAGCGGUGGUGGAGGGGAGGUCCCUGCCCUGCCCGGAGCGAGGGGGGCUGGGGCGGCCGGGCACAGCAUGGCCCUGCCCCUUGCUGCCUCUGGCCGCAGGACCCGGGCCGGGCUGGGAGCAAUAAAGGUUCCGUUUCACCCUG